AUGCACUACAUGUUGUACAACAUCAUCUGCAACAUUUUGAACAGCAUCAUGCACAAUAUUUUGUACAACAUGGUUUACAAUAUCAUGCACCACAUCAUCUAUAACAUCAUAAACAACAUCACGUUUAACAUCCUGAACAAAACCAUCAACAACUUCGUGAAGAACAUCAUGUACAUCAUAAACAACAUCACGUAUAACAUCCUGUACAACAUCAUGGACAACAUCCUGAACAACAUCAUGGACAACAUCGUGGACAACAUCAUGGACAACAUCCUGAACAACAUCCUGAACAACAUCAUGGACAACAUCGUGGACAACAUCAUGGACAACAUCCUAAACAACAUCAUGGACAACAUCCUGAACAACAUCAUGGACAACAUCAUGGACAACAUCCUGAAUAACAUCAUGGACAACAUCAUGGACAACAUCCUGAACAACAUCAUGGAAACAUCUUGA
Biomphalaria glabrata is the source of this 456-nucleotide messenger RNA. RefSeq lists its product as uncharacterized. Bases 1 to 456 code for a protein of 151 amino acids. NCBI's taxonomy places the organism in Eukaryota, Metazoa, Mollusca, Gastropoda, Planorbidae. The record is from RefSeq and is a predicted model, not a curated record. The transcript has a single exon.